Molecule: messenger RNA, 6309 nt
Organism: Caenorhabditis auriculariae
Lineage: Eukaryota; Metazoa; Nematoda; Chromadorea; Rhabditida; Rhabditidae
Source: the annotation of a GenBank genome assembly
AUGGAGUUUCUGGAAGUCGAACAAGGAGCCGACCGUGAGUUUUAAUUUUUCCAUAAAACUCUGUCUCACACUUUUUCUCAUCAUUUUGCUAAGAUUAAUAGUAAUGCAGUCUCACGCAGUUUUCGACCACUUAAUCUCCAAAUCUUAUGUAAAUUAGGACCAAGUGUCGAUCAUCUCCUGACGUUUCGUCUCUCUUAUGAUCCUCAUCUUGAAGCAAGACUUCUGUUUUGGCAGUCGAGAUAAUUCUCCUCAUCAAAUAUUUGAAAUUCAGUUGCAAAAACAACUGAUUCAGCUGAAGCUAAUAAAUAGAGUAAUUGAGCUUCCUAGCGGCUCGUUAGAGAUGUUCCCUGCAAUUUAUUCUAAGAAGCUGUGUAAUGAGAGUAAAAUUCUAGUCUUGUUCAUCUCACAACCAAAAAGUAGGCUUGAAGCCGCAUUAUGCGAAGAUGUGUUGCGUCAAUUAUGAUUCCUAGAAGAGCCGUUCUCAGCGCCGCUUUGUGAAAGUUGCGAUUCUCACUUCUCGGCCAUUUUCCAAUUACAAGCUUUUUUGCGGUUUGUCAAUCGGAAAAUAUUUCAAAAACGUAACUUUGAGACACGUUUGAGACAUUUUAAAGCUACCUUUACACAACUACAAACUGACAAAAACAAUGUUUAGCAUCAAAAAGUUGUGUGUAGUUUUCUGGGCGUAUUUACAAGUUUUGACUUUUUUCUUAAGCUUCUUUCGAGAAGCUCAAAAAUCUUUGGGGAGAUUGCUUUUGAGAAUAGUUUUUGUCCCCUUCUUUGUAAUCGAAUUUUAAUUUCCAAGUUUUUUUUAGGGUGUAUUUUUGUAAGUUUGUAUCAGAAUAAUCCCGAAUUUUUCAAUUUGUAAAAUAAUUCAUUUUUUUUUGUUCUGUUUCAACAGGACAGAUUGCAAAAAGUUAAUUGGAAGAAUAGUUUUUCAAGAUUUCUUGUCUUUUCACUGACUUAUUUUUAAAAACCCUUCUAAAUUUUUAUUGGUUCGUAUUGGUAAUUUUCAAAAAGAAAUACAUUAAUUUUUUGAUUUUCCUUCUGCAAUCAUUAACAGAGAGUUUCAUUGUUUCAAAAAAGGUUCCCAACGCCGGCUUAUCUGCCAUUGUUAGUCGUCGAAUUCACUUGGAUCCAGAAGCCAAGCUCCGCCCCUUUUGCGCGGAACUGCCGGUUUUCGUUAAGUCCAUAACUUAUUACUCUCUUUGCUGAAUCGCUUUCUCUAAUCAAAACUUAGAGAUUUACUUGACAUUUAUUCGGUAAUGGCAAGUUAAUGUAGUCUCGAAGUUCACUUACAUGGUUUACAUUCAAAACUUUUUGAGUAAUUAACAUGAAUGUGGUGUGUUUUUACACCCUUCUAAGCAUCAAAAACAUAAAAUGAUAAUAACGUACACCUGGAACUGAAGUUUUUUUUUCUUUUUUUCAUUGUGGUCUUUUUAUUGCUUUAAACUUCUUUGCCUUGCUGCUCAAGCUCUGAGAAUACUUUGUAUCCAAGUCCUAGUUUCAUCUCUUCUGUUCAAAAAGCACUGCUUUUUUAAAAUUGAAAGUUUCAAAUCAUAAGAGGAAUAAACUUCCUUGAUUUUUUUUCAAGAGUUUUUAAGCAAACAUUUUCUUUGGGGCUCAUUUUUCCAUGAAAAAAUGAGACUAAUUUCCUGAACAAACCAAGAUUUCGGCUUUUAGAAAGCGGACAGCACGGCGACUCGACGUCAAACGAGAGCGACCGUCUGAUGGAUUCCGAUGAUGAGGGCAAUAUCCAGAUUCCUGUGCCAAUCGGACCAACUCGUGGCCGAAUGGGCAGAAGGUUCGUUUUUUUUAUAUAUAAGCUUUUUUUCAUUACCACUUCUUGAAGAAAUUUUGUAGAUGUACACAUAUUAUUUCAAGAAAGUCUCGCAGGCUUUGCGAGAAAUUCUUUGAACUUUGAACACUGGAAAAUAUUGGAAUUUCACUCAAAACUGAAUACAAAGGUUAUAAAAAAAGCGGAACGCGUACAGAAAUUCAAUCCUCGAGAUAAAAAAAGUUUAUUAUUUUUUUAAAUAAAUAAAUAAAAAUUCCACUAGUAUUCUUAGUAUUCUUUUUGAUUUCGACAUUUUUUUAUAUCCGAGUAAAGUUUCAUAAUUUAACAGGGAAAAAGAAAGGAUCUUCUCUGUUAGAAAAGAUUGAACCAAAAAAUUAAUGUUUUCCACAAAUUAUCUUGAAUUUUUUUUCAGAAAAGUUGUUCAGUCUUUCUGAGAAAUUAGAAAAAAGUUUCAAGGCCAGUUUACAUGCAAAAAUGGGAUUAGACGAAAAGCUUCAAAGGGUAUCACAGACAGGUCACUGGAAGACGGAUCGCUUCGUUUUGCAGUGAUCCCCAUGAACAAGUCGGUUUUUGGCGACUUUAAGCGCAGUAUCGUGCAUACAUACGCCGCAGACGCGCAAGUAAUCCUUGCGAUCCAUCACGACAUGAUCCCUUGGAGUACUUGGCGUUUCUGUGGGUCCGCUCCCAUGUUCAUCGGCGCCAAGCGAUUCAGCGGCGGUUUCUACGAGUUCCGCUCGUGAGAAAGCAAUAGAAAAAAGAAGCUUUCUUUGAACAUUGCUCAAUGCCAUUGGCUUUUGUGAGCGACAUUGUAACGAUGGGAACGGAAAAAAACAUUAAAAAGUUGUUCUGCGCUCCUUCUCAAUUGAAUUACCAUGGUAAUCUUUAAUUUCGCUUUUACAUUGUCGUCAGAAAAUUUUCAGUGACUUUUUUCAAUGCUAUCUUAUACCGUCCGACGAAAGUAGGUCUUUUUUGCAGAAUUUAGCGCUCUAAAUUCGAUAAAAUUCGUAUUUCAAGUCUUAAAUUUGAUGGAUUUCCAAAAACGGCUCAAAAAGCUUUUUAUUCUGACUUUCGUCGUUUUUUUCCAAUCCUAACCUCAGACAUUUAUUGCUCGACUAGUAGAUAACUCAUCAAAUAGAAAAGAAAGAGUUCAAUUCAGUGAGUUCGUAGAACUUUGAAAACAUACGAACUGUUAAAAUUUUCUUUUCAGAUAAUAUUUACCGAAGAAAAACUGUCCCAGGGCUGUAUCAACCGAAAAGUUGCCUUUUUUAUUCAAAAAAAAAUGUUUACGAAUUAUGAGGGUAAGUCUGAAGAUCCUCCUGUUUAAAAAACCGGAAAAAAAAACUGAAGUUUUGCUGAAACGACUUCGAUCAAAUAACGUUUCAAAAUUCAACUAACUACGGAACUACGCAGACUUUAGCAGAUGAUCGGUCCUGGUUUCAAAUAUCCUGACCUAGGUCUACAAACCACCAAUGAUUGAACUCGAUUCGCAAAUUCGGCUCCGUGUAGUUAGUAAAGAUGCCAUUUUCUCGAAUUUUUGUGCCGUCCUCCGAUAAAAUAGCUCUAAAUGACUCACAAAAAAAAUAAUAUGAAAAACGUUCUUUGGCACACACAAAAAUAGCUAAUUUCGUUCAGAUUGCUCUAGUUUCAGAGAAAAUAUCCAGCUUGUGAAAUUUAGUUUUUGUGAAAAUUUUUGAAAAACUGAAAUCGAAUAUUAUGUCAAAGUAAAAAGUGUUAGUUUUUCGUAGAUUUUCAGUUAUUAAAAAAAUUGUAAUGUUGAUUAUCUUGUUUCAGAUUCACCCUGAACCCACUAAUUUUUGCGAAAGAGGAAAGAGAGGCUCGUCGACAGUCGUUAGCGCAACUCAAACUCAGUUAUUACCCAAAGCAUAUGAAUCGUAAGAUUAUUCAUGAUUCGAAAGUGUUAAAUAUUUUGCAGCUGAACAUUACGACACGGGUCUUGGGUUUUGCGGUUGGUUUCUAAUGGGAUUGUCAUGGAUCGUCAUACUGGCAACUUUUCCAGUUUCAAUUUGCUUUUGUAUCAAGGUAUGAAAUAUACAGUUUUGUUUCUCAACUCGUUCAAAACUCAGUGGUAUUCUCAUGGCUCACUCUUAGAAUUUGUGAGAUACUUUUGACACAGGUUUUUCUAAUAUUGUUCAAAUAUUGUUCCCUUAAAUCAAUCUUAAAAAACAAAUUCUAACUAAUUUAGUUUAGAAAUUACAUCUCAAACAGAUAUACGAAACUCAUUUUGGAAACACGCGAAAAUCAAAACUUCAGAAACCGCGAAAACAUUUUCCACCUUGUUCAACGAUAUAUCGGCUAAUCAAAAACCAGCAAGUCUGUCUGAAAAUCUUUUAAGUUCCUUCUUUUUACGCACUAACUGUGUAAUUAGAUAAAAUCCAAAAAAACUCAUUAGUUUUUUUGAAUUUUUUGAAAUUGACAUUUUGCUUUUUAAGGUUGUGCAAGAAUACGAACGGGCGGUCAUAUUCCGAUUAGGUCGUCUCAUUGGCGGAGGAGCCAAAGGACCCGGUUAGUUUCUCUAUUCUUCUGUAACGAGGAAAACAUAAGAAAAUUAUGAUAACAGCGCUAUUUAAAGCAAAAACGUUCCCUUGUAGAAUGAGAUAAAUAUUUUCUUUUCAGGCAUAUUUUUUGUCCUUCCUUGUAUCGAGUCAUACACAAAGGUCGAUCUGCGUACAGUGUCUUUCAGCGUCCCUCCUCAAGAGGUUUGAAAAUUAUUCAUCAUCUCAAAUUUCGAUAUCUCCUACAGAUUUUGACAAAAGAUUCGGUGACAACUUCCGUCGACGCAGUUGUGUACUAUCGAGUUUGCAACGCCACUGUUAGUGUAGCGAACGUCGAGAACGCCCAUCAUUCUACAAGGUCAUCAAUGUUUUGAUCAGGAAAAUUAUAGAAAAUCUUCAGGCUACUCGCUCAAACCACACUCAGAAACAUGUUAGGAACAAGAAGUCUUUCUGAAAUUUUAUCGGAUCGAGAAACACUUGCCGCUUCCAUGCAGGUAAGAUUUCUUCAUUAAACACUCACGAAAACGAAGUUUUCCAGACAAUAUUAGACGAAGCGACUGAAAGUUGGGGAAUCAAAGUGGAACGAGUAGAAAUGUCUGCAAAAGGGCUUCUUUUUGUAUUCAAUGUUCUAAAUUACAGAAAAGAUGUUCGAUUGCCCAUUCAGCUCCAAAGAGCAAUGGCAGCAGAAGCAGAAGCUACCAGAGAAGCUCGAGCAAAAGUAUAAUUUAUUUGAUAUCUAUUUCAAAGAUUCCAUGAAAUCAAAGUUGUAUAUCCUACUCAAAAUUACUAAUGAGAAGGCUCUAGAAGGCACUGAACAAUUCAAAAAAAAAUUGUCAAAGUGAGAAAUAAUUUUCAGAAAAAAAUUUUGAGUCAUGAAAAAAAUGUCUGGUUCCUACUAGAAAUUCUGGUCACAAAAAGAAUGAAAAACACCAAAUUUCAUUGAUUGCGACAAGGGAUUCAGAAUAAACAAAUUUUUCAAAAUAUCACAAAAUGGUCCUACUCAAAUCAGUGAGGAUGUUUCAAAAAAGGGCGAGUUACCGCAAAAUUUUGUGCUCCUGUGCACUCUGGGAAUCAUCUAAACUUUGCAAUGAACUUUAAAAUUUUCAAUUAUUCCCAAAAAAACUUUUUUUAAUUCCACAAAAAAAAUGCUAAGAAGGGUUAGAUCAUGAAGAAUUGAACGGAAUGUUUAGUAGUGAAAAUCAAAAAUCAGAAAAGAGAAAAUAAAAAAACUUAAUGAAAGUAAAAGCAGAAUUUUUUUGAAUCUUUCCUGCGAGUCAUCGACUUCUCACCAAAACUAUCUCAUGAUAGACUUUUGAGGGUCAACUUUUGUCACGCGCUCAUUGGAUAACAACUGCCUGUAAAAAAAAACCUCAAGGUUUCAAUUUCAAGCGUAAUGUGAUAAGUUCCUUCUAUAAGAUCCCAUUAUUUCUGUCAUGUUUGUCGGGUUGUGAAUUGAGUGAAAUUUUCUCGAGUAUAACGAAUUCAAAAAAAAAAUUGAUUUCCCAAUAAAAACACAUUUUAUUGAGUUUGAAAUUUGAGGUGAUCGCGGCAGAAGGUGAACAGAAGGCGUCAAGGUCACUGCGUGAAGCGGCUUCCGUCAUUGCGCAAUCCCCAGCUGCUCUACAGCUUCGUUAUCUUCAAACGCUUAACAGCGUCGCGUAUGUUUCGAAUCUACGUUGUCGGAAAAUUUUCGAGAUAUUUCAAUAAUUAUAGUCAUUUCCGAAAUCUUCGCUUAAGUUUGAAAAGAGCGCAAGUAUUGCAAGACCUAAAAUAUUUCCAACAUGGAAUACCAUAUACCUGAUUUUAUGGUAUUUCGAUUAAAGAACUUUUUGAUUCACCAGAUUUUUAUAAUUUCCGAAUUUCCAGAAGGCGCCAGUCUCAACUUCUUUACAACUUUUUUUAAAGUUCAAUUAUUUGAAAUAUCGUGGUUGCAGCGCGGAAAAGAACUCCACGAUAAUAUUCCCACUACCGAUGGAGCUUGUGCGCCAUUUGAUGAACUAA